CUCGUGUAAACUCGGGUUCGCUCGUGUUUUUUCGGGCUCUGCUCGUGUUUAGAGAUGUGUGCUAAGUUUGUUAUAGUUAAAACAAGGUAAAGAUGAAAGUAAGCGCUGAUCUGGAUCAGACCCCCAGGUCUCUGCUGGUCUGUGAGAGAUCCAGCUUCCGGGAUGAGAAGACCCGGAUCAACGCUCAGAUAGAGCGACUACACUUCAACUACAAGGUGCAGCAGAAAGGCCGCCUCUCUCUCUCUCUGGACAAAGACUCGUUUGAGACUUUGGGGUUUGAGGGGAAACCGUCCAGAUUCAACCACAGAGCCAAAAACAGAUUCAGUAAGAGCAGCAGCACACCAGGGGGUGGAGCCUCUCUUCAGGCCUUGUUAUCUCGUUCUGAUUGGUCAGAGCUCUCUCCUGAGAUCAGCUGUCACGUUCUGGCCGACCUGUCCUGCCCCGCCAUGCUGACCUCUGACCUGCAGUCAUGUGACCCUCACAGCUUCCUGGAGUGGCUGGGCGCGGUGCACGCUGACAUCAGCUGUGAGAACUCGUCCAGCAGCUUCCUGUCAGCGCUCGUCUGUCCGGAGCCAAAGACGACGCUAAGCCGCGCUCUGAGCGUGUCCGUGAGCGGCCUGCUGCUGCCUCAGGAUGUGCACCACCUAAUCCAGGAGAUCAGGUCUUACCUGGAGCAGCCUCACCUGGAGUCCUGGGCUUGUGUGACGGUUCACGGAUUUGUGGACGCCCCGGUUUCAUGGGGGCAUAACGAACAUGGCGUCCUGAGGGGAGGAGAAAACUUCUACAGCCUGCUCAUGUUCCAGGACCAGAGCUACCAGCUUCACCUGGCUACAGGAGCUCAGGACGCCUGUCCGCCAUGACCGCCAUGACCACCAUGACCACAGCUGUCCACCAUGACUGGACCUGUCCGCCAUGACCACAGCUGUCCGCCAUGACCGCCAUGACCACCAUGACCACAGCUGUCCACCAUGACCACCAUGACCACAGCUGUCCACCAUGACCACCAUGACCACAGCUGUCCACCAUGACCACCAUGACCACAGCUGUCCACCAUGACCACCAUGACCACAGCUGUCCACCAUGACCACCAUGACCACAGCUGUCCACCAUGACCACAGCUGUCCACCAUGACCACCAUGACCACAGCUGUCCACCAUGACCACAGCUGUCCACCAUGACCACCAUGACCACAGCUGUCCACCAUGACCACAGCUGUCCACCAUGACCACCAUGACCACAGCUGUCCACCAUGACCACAGCUGUCCACCAUGACCACCAUGACCACAGCUGUCCACCAUGACCACAGCUGUCCACCAUGACCACCAUGACCACAGCUGUCCACCAUGACCACCAUGACCACAGCUGUCCACCAUGACCACAGCUGUCCACCAUGACCACCAUGACCACAGCUGUCCACCAUGACCACAGCUGCCUGUACUUGCUACUCCUGGGUAGACUUUUCCCGGUUCAGGUAGUGAACCGGGAAGAGUCUACCAGGUUCCUCAACCUCAGAAGUAAACUUUAGAAGAGUCUCUUGAGUCACAAAGAAGACUUGAAGAAGGGAAAAUCUAAAAAGAAAAUAUUGAUUUUGCAGCUGCAUGGUUCAGUAAAAUAAACAUUUUAUUAAUGUCUUUGAGAACUAAAUGUUCACAUAAUAAUCCUCCUUUCAUGGAUGAUACAACUCAAAACUUAGUUUAAAUCCUCAGGUAAAUAGUUUUAGAGUUUUUGGAGUUUAGCUAAGGCAGGUCUCUGUGGAUUAAAGUCCUCUCAUUUUUGAAACCACUUCAGAUUUAAAAUGUUAAACAGCUUCAUAAAUGUUUCUGAGGUCAGUGUGGAUCAGAGAUUCUCGUGGUUUUUCAGAGGAUUAUUGUUUAUAAUUAUGGUCAGAGCCUUUCACUGGGCCCUGUAUGGGGCCCCAGGCCUCAGGUUGGGACACUAACUACUGUGAGUGGGAUGAAGAUGUGAUCAGCAGACGUUUACGGUCACAUUUACUGCCUUUAUGUUGGAGCGGUUUUUGUACCAUGUCCUGAUUUUGGUGCUAAAUAAAAACGUUUAUUUUUGAAAA
Cheilinus undulatus (humphead wrasse) is the source of this 2065-nucleotide messenger RNA. RefSeq names its product ribonuclease P/MRP 40 subunit (gene rpp40). Gene Ontology annotation, biological process: endonucleolytic cleavage in ITS1 to separate SSU-rRNA from 5.8S rRNA and LSU-rRNA from tricistronic rRNA transcript (SSU-rRNA, 5.8S rRNA, LSU-rRNA); tRNA 3'-end processing; tRNA 5'-leader removal. Gene Ontology annotation, cellular component: ribonuclease MRP complex; multimeric ribonuclease P complex. NCBI's taxonomy places the organism in Eukaryota, Metazoa, Chordata, Actinopteri, Labriformes, Labridae. The transcript has 7 exons. Gene Ontology annotation, molecular function: ribonuclease P activity; ribonuclease MRP activity. The record is from RefSeq and is a predicted model, not a curated record. Bases 93 to 860 code for a protein of 255 amino acids.